This is a messenger RNA of Syzygium oleosum, 1365 nucleotides long. RefSeq names its product UDP-glycosyltransferase 83A1. The record is from RefSeq and is a predicted model, not a curated record. Bases 1 to 1365 code for a protein of 454 amino acids. Gene Ontology annotation, molecular function: UDP-glycosyltransferase activity. NCBI's taxonomy places the organism in Eukaryota, Viridiplantae, Streptophyta, Magnoliopsida, Myrtales, Myrtaceae. The transcript is spliced from 2 exons.
AUGAGCAUCCCACAUGUUCUGGCCAUACCUUUUCCCGCACAAGGUCACGUGAUUCCUCUUAUGGAGGUCUCGAAACGCCUUGUCGACUGUGGGAUUCGAGUUACAUUCGUGAACUCGGACUUCAUUCACAAAAGGGUCAUCGAUGCACUCGCGGACAAGGAUUCUCUUGGAGGUAACAUCCGUUUAGUUUCCAUUCCCGACGGGUUGGAACCUGAGCAAGAUAGGAAUGAUCUAGGAAUACUAGUGGAAGCGAUGUCCCAGGUCAUGUCCGGGAAGCUAGCGGAACUCAUACGAGAGACCGAGGAAAAAGGAGAGAAAAUCACCUGUGUCCUUGCUGAUGGGAGCAUUGAGUGGGCUCUGGAAGUUGCGCAUAAGAUGAAGAUUCCUAAAGCUGCAUUCUGGCCGGCAUCCAUUGCGCUCUUCGCAUCGGGAUUGAGCAUUCCGAAGAUGAUCAGUGAUGGAAUCAUCGAUGAUGAAGGAGUAGUGAUUAAACAUCAGAAGUUUCAACUGGCACCCGGCAUGCCUGACAUGAGCCCGGCAAACUUUACUUGGGCCUGCAUUGGCGAUGUAGCUACACAGAAAAUCAUGUUCAAUGUUAUGGUCAGAAUCAGCAAAACCGUGGAACUCGCAGACUGGUUUAUAGGCAACACGUCCUGUGACCUAGAGCCUGCAGCCCUCGGCUUCGCUCGUAGGAUCCUGCCUAUCGGCCCACUCUUGGCGAACCACCGGCUCAAUAGCUCAGCCGGAUACUUCUGGCCCGAAGACUCGGACUGUUUGAUAUGGCUGGACCAACAACCCCCAAAGUCUGUCAUUUAUGUUGCUUUUGGCAGUUUCACGGUUUUUGACCAAACCCAAUUCCAGGAACUGGCCUUGGGGCUUGAACUCUGCAACAGGCCAAUCCUAUGGGUUGUUCGUCCUGACACCACCGAACAGAAAGAUGAUGCGUACCCAAAAGGGUUCAAAGAGAGGAUCUCGGGUCGAGGGAAAUUGGUUGGUUGGGCUCCGCAGCAAAAAGUCCUGGCUCAUCCUGCCAUCGCCUGUUUCAUGAGCCAUUGCGGUUGGAACUCCACCAUGGAAGGAGCAAGCAACGGCAUCCCUUUCUUGUGCUGGCCAUACUUUGCCGAUCAGUUCCUUAAUGAGAACUACAUAUGUGACUUGUGGAGGGUUGGUUUGAGAUUCGAUCGAGACGAGAGCAAGAUCAUAAGGAGAGAAGAAAUCAAGCGCAAGGUGGAUCAAUUGCUCGAUGAUGAGAACUUCAGUAAAAGAGCUUUGGACAUCAAGGAGAAACUCGCAAAGGGCAUUGAGGAAGGCGGCAAAUCUCACAAAAACUUCAGUAACUUUGUUGAAUGGAUGAAAACUCUAUGA